AUGACUCGUGAAGAAGCUAAAAUGUUGCGUUUUGGCGCUUGUGUUGCACCUUCUGGCUCUGUUUGCUGUGGUGUUCCUGUUUGUGCUGGUUCUGUGAAAACUGGCAUUAUUACCCCCGAUCAGUCUCGCCCGAUGACUGACAGGGAUUUUAAUAAGUUCACGCUGAAUGAUAUUGCAUUCUUGCGUGCUACUCGUUUUUCUGAUCCUCUACAUCGUUCGGACCUUCUGGUACGUGAACAAAGUCGUGGCGCCCGUCUUCGUUCCUAUCUUAAGGAGAACGGUACAGAUAAGUUUAACCAAAAUUAUUCUUAUCUUGCAGCUACUACUAAAGCUACUAUCAUGUCUGCUCGUGAUGCUGCCAGUACUACCAUUACUAUUACUACAGCUAACCCCGUUUCUGCUGAUACGAAAGUAGAUGCUAACGGUACUAUUAACCCUAUUAAGUGA
This is a messenger RNA of Cylicocyclus nassatus, 447 nucleotides long. Lineage: Eukaryota; Metazoa; Nematoda; Chromadorea; Rhabditida; Strongylidae. The record is from the annotation of a GenBank genome assembly.